AUGGGACUGUGCAUUGGCCCAUCUGUGGCUAUAACGGCACUCAUUGUGGCCAUUCUGGUGGUUCCAAUGAGUUGCCAAAGGCGUAAAGUGGUAAACAUUGGUGCUGUUUUCACUUUUGAUUCGGUUAUUGGAAGAGCUGCAAAAGUAGCUCUCGAGGCAGCUGUCUCCGAUGUGAACGCUGACAAAAGCGUUCUCAAAGAUACGGAGCUACGCCUGCUCAUGGAGGACUCUUCCUGCAAUGUCUUCCAUGGUUCCUUCGGAGCUUUUGAAGUGCUUGAGAAAGAAGUGGUGGCUAUAGUCGGUCCAAUUUCAUCCUCCAUCGCUCAUACAAUGUCAGAUAUAGCCAAAGGGCUUCACUUUCCUCUCGUCUCAUUUGCAGCAACUGAUCCAACUCUCUCUGCCCUCCAGUUUCCCUUCUUUCUCCGCACCACACCUGAUGAUGCUCACCAGAUGUCUGCCCUCGUGGAUCUCAUCAAUUUCCAUGGAUGGAAAGAGGUGAUAUCAGUUUACUCAGACGACGAGCUCGGACGAAAUGGAGUUUCUGCUCUAGAUGAUGAGCUCUACAAGAAAAGAUCCAGAAUCUCCUACAAAGUGCCUCUCUCAGUGCAUUCUGAUGAAAACUCCAUUACUGAUGCUUUGAACAAGUCCAAGUCUCUCGGUCCUCGAGUCUAUGUACUUCAUUUUGGUCCUGACCCAUCGCUCAGAAUCUUUAGUGUAGCGCAAAAGCUGCAGAUGAUGACACAUGAAUAUGUCUGGCUCGCUACAGACUGGCUCUCAGUCACCUUAGACUCUUCUUUGAUUGACAAAGAUACUUUAAAACGUCUUGAAGGAGUAGUGGGGCUUCGUCAACACAUGCCAAACUCCUUGAAGAUGAACCAAUUCACAAAGAGCAACGUAUCAAUGAAUGCCUACGCAUUUCAUGCCUAUGAUACAGUGUGGAUGAUUGCGUAUGGUAUCGAGAAAGUGCUGAAUGAAGGAGUCAACAUAACGUUCUCUUACUCGGAGAAGUUAGUUCAAGCACAAGGAGCUAAACUGCACCUGGAGAGAAUCAAGAUUUUCGACAGCGGGGAGCUACUUCUUGAGAAGCUUCUGGACGUGAACUUCACUGGUGUAGCCGGUCAAGUGCAGUUUGGUUCUGGUCGAAACGUCAUUGGCUGUGACUACGAGAUCAUCAAUGUAGACAAAACCGGUGUUCACACUGUGGGGUUUUGGUCGAAUGGAAGCUUUUCGGUUGUAGCCCCAAAGACUCUACAGAAACAAAGCAAGACGAGCCUUGUUUUUGAGGAAAGACUAGGAAACAUAACCUGGCCUGGUGGUGGGCGUGAAAAGCCUCGUGGUUGGGUCAUUGCAGAUUCAGAGAAUCCGUUGAAGAUUCUUGUCCCGAGAAGAGUGAGCUUUGUUGAGUUUGUGACUGAAGAAAAGAACAGUAGCCAUCUGAUCCAAGGAUAUUGCGUUGACAUCUUCCUUGAAGCAUUAAAGCUCGUCCCCUAUAGUGUUCCUUACAAAUUCGUGUCAUUAGGAAAUGGCCAUUCAAGUCCUAAUUACAACCAGCUUAUUCACAUGGUCGCAGAUGGUGAAUAUGAUGCAGCAGUUGGUGAUAUUGCAAUAGUCCCAAGCCGGUCCAAACUAGUUGAUUUCUCGCAGCCGUAUGCUUCCACAGGCCUUGUGGUGGUGAUACCGGCUAACGACGACAAUGCAACUUGGAUCUUUCUGAGACCCUUCACCAUCCGGUUAUGGUUCGUUGUUCUAGCUUCGUUUCUGGUUAUUGCCGUGGUCAUCUGGAUCCUCGAACAUCGCAUCAAUGAAGAUUUCAGAGGGCCACCCCGAAGACAAAUCUCAACUAUGUUCUUGUUCAGCUUCUCAACUCUUUUCAAGAGAAACCAGGAAGAUACGAAGAGCAAUCUAGCAAGACUAGUGAUGAUUGUAUGGCUCUUCUUAUUGAUGGUUCUAACCGCGAGCUACACAGCAAACCUCACCUCAAUCCUCACAGUUCAACAGCUUCCCUCUGCCAUCACCGGCAUAGACAGCUUGCGGGCGAUGGAGCUGCCUAUCGGUUACCAGUCUGGGACGUUCACUUUAGAGUACUUGACCUACAGUCUUGGCAUGUCUCGGUCUAGGCUGGUCCCACUUGACUCGACCGAGGAGUAUGAAAGUGCUCUUAAGCUAGGACCUACCUCUCCCGGAGGCGUAGCUGCCAUUGUCGACGAGCUCCCUUACAUUGAACUGUUUCUAGCGGAACGGACUGGUUUCAAGAUUGUAGGAGAGCCCUUUAUGCACCGUGGUUGGGGAUUUGCGUUUAAGAGAGACUCUCCACUGGCUGUAGACAUGUCAACAGCGAUCUUGAAACUCUCCGAGACGAGAAAACUGCAAGAGAUUAGGAAGAAGUGGUUGUGCAAGACGACUUGCGCAGAGAAAUCAGACUGGAACCCAGAGCCAAACCAGCUUCACCUCAAGAGCUUCAAAGGGUUGUACCUUGUCUGCAUUGGAAUCACAAUCUCUGCGUUUUUAGUGUUUGUUUUAAGAAUGAUACGCCAGUUUGUGCGGUACAGACGGAUGGAGAGGACAAGCUCGACUCCACGCGCUUCUUGGUCGUCUUCUCCUGCGGUUCGGUUAAGGGAAUUAGUGUUUGAUUUCGUUGAGUUUAUUGAUGAGAAAGAAGAAGCUAUCAAGAGAAUGUUCAGAAAGAGUGAUGAUGCCUCCAACAACAACCCAUCUCAUGUUGUUGAAGUCCAAGCUGAUUCUGAGGUACGAUAA
Molecule: messenger RNA, 2754 nt
Organism: Microthlaspi erraticum
Lineage: Eukaryota; Viridiplantae; Streptophyta; Magnoliopsida; Brassicales; Brassicaceae
Source: the annotation of a GenBank genome assembly